AUGAAAUCCCUUCACAUGAACUACUCAUCGAGUUUUGAGGCGGUAAUAAUCCCAACGAUAACAGCACAACAUCCAAACGUUCGAAUUUCCUCAAGCGCGUGCAAAAUACCAAACAACAUCAAACUUGCAGAUGAGAGUUUUCACGAGCCACAAGGAUUUGAUUGUCUAAUCGGUGCAGGGUUAUUCUUCGACCUGCUCCUUGUGGGUCAAAUUAAAGACGACAACAGGUCACCGAUCUUCCAGAAGACAAAAUUAGGGUGGAUCGUUUCAGGACCAAUUCCAUCCACGAAGUCAGCAUCUUCGCAGACUACAAUAUCAUCUUCAUCGCUUUCAUCAAAAAUAUCAUCGCUUCCUGCCUACAAGACGUUUAUAACAUUGGGUAAUAAUUUAACCCUAGACAAUCUGCUGCAAAAGUUUUGGACACUCGAAGGUUAUACUGAACCAGUUAAAAUGUUCUCAGAGGAAGAACAAGCCUGCGAACGGUUUUUCGAAGCAACAACAAGGCGGUGUCCAACCAGCAACAAAUUCAUUGUACGUUUGCCGUUUAAGGGAAACCCAGAAUCACUGGGCCAGUCAUAUGAAAUCGCGUUCAAAAGGUUAGUAGCACUGGAACAUAAACUACUAAGAAAUCCUUCAAUGUUAACGAAUUAUCGAGACUUCAUCCACGAGUAUGCAGAGUUAGGGCACAUGUCACUGACAGAUAACUCAACACAUAAUCGGUACUUCAUUCCGCACCACUGUGUCAUAAAGGCUGACAGCAGCACCACAAAGCUACGCGUCGUUUUUGAUGCAUCCUACCAGACGUCAAAUGGGAGGUCAUUGAAUGACAUACUUAAA
Messenger RNA from Rhagoletis pomonella (apple maggot), 837 nucleotides. RefSeq lists its product as uncharacterized. Lineage: Eukaryota; Metazoa; Arthropoda; Insecta; Diptera; Tephritidae. The record is from RefSeq and is a predicted model, not a curated record. The transcript has a single exon. The annotation marks the transcript as partial.